Molecule: messenger RNA, 3286 nt
Organism: Schizosaccharomyces cryophilus OY26
Lineage: Eukaryota; Fungi; Ascomycota; Schizosaccharomycetes; Schizosaccharomycetales; Schizosaccharomycetaceae
Product: DuF1740 family protein
Exons: 3
Coding region: 138-3113 (991 amino acids)
Biological process (GO): RNA processing; regulatory ncRNA-mediated post-transcriptional gene silencing; negative regulation of RNA catabolic process
Cellular component (GO): catalytic step 2 spliceosome
Source: RefSeq, a predicted model, not a curated record
GAUUCUUCACCGUAUCUCAAAUACUUCCACCAAGACAACGCACUUUGCUUACUUGUAGGUUUCCCUAAGAAAAUGAAUAUUUUAUGAAUAUAGUUUGCAGGUUUUUAUAAGAUAUAUUCUGGUGUAUAGUGUUUAAUAUGUUGCCAAGGAAAGAUGUCCCUGUACCCAAGUUUGGAAGCUUCAAACCAAUAAAGCGUGAAAAAGAUAAGCAUAGGGAAAAAAGAGGACGUGGAUACAAUGAAAGAGAAAUAAACCAUUCUAAGUACGAAACGACACUACCGCUCACUGAUCGCGAGCAACAGUUGUAUAAUGUAAAAUACGAUACAAAGGGAGAUAGGAAAGUUUUCUUUUACGGUGGCAUUCAUAAAUAUUCUAUUCCAAAAUAUACCAGGAAAUCUAACGUAAUAAUAGGCAGCCAUCCUGAGAAAGAAAUAGUUCAUAAGAGGAGCCAAGGAAUUUAUUUAAAGGAUAUCUCACGUGUACCAAGUACUAGAGUAAAAGAAAGAACAGUCAAUGCUUCUUCUUCGCUUAACACAUUUUCAAAUGUGAAAGAUUAUCAACCUUUUCCUGAAAGUUUUGCCAAUGUAACUGACGACGAGUCAACACUGCAACCAACUUCAGAAAAUGUUAAAGUUAUUCAGACUGAGAUUGUCAAGGUACGAAGAGACUUAGAAAAAGAUGGAUUGAACCCAACAUUAUGGCUUCGUCUAUGUUCGUUGCAAAAAGAUUUGCUCCUUCAAGAAUAUGCUCGACCAAACAUGUCUAUUCGUGAAGAAAGAAGCCUACAGCAUUCAUUACGUGACAUUCAAAUAUCAAUUUUAGAGAAAGCUAUUUUCUCUAUUGACUUCAGUUCGAUUGAUGUCGAGCAAUUGGUCUUGGAGUAUUUUAAACUGGGAUCUCUUGAAUGGGACUCCAAAACUACACAAAACCAUUGGGAGCGUUUGCUUUCUCGAUAUGGUUUAUCCGAAAAUUUGUGGAUUCUAUAUAUCAAUUAUCUUAUAUCUAACGUACAUUCGUUUUCUGUCGAUUCGUGUUUACAAAUCUUUUCUGAAUGCCUGGCUAUAAUAAACAAUAAGGUUGAUGAACUUUCUAAAAAAGAUGAGUCAUUGGAAUGUGAAAUACAACAACUUGAGAAAACUGCUAUCUAUGUUCUGCUUAGGGUAUGCUUUUUUGCGCGGGAUUCGGGAUAUUUUGAGUUGGCUUAUGCGAUUACGCAGGUGAAUAUGGAAAUUAACUAUUUUCUUCCAUCAAGGCUUAACAACAAAGAUUUAGAUUAUAUAAAACUGGAGCUGUCAAAAUUCUGGGAUUCUGAUACGCCGAAAUUUGGAGAGCCAGGUGCCCUUGGUUGGAGUAAUAGUUCCAGUGUAUCAUCAACCUUUAACCAAGGGUGUGAUGAAUCUCAAUCGCCAAUAACGAUUUACGAUUCAUUUUUGCAAUGGACCGAGAAUGAAAAAAGGUUUCAAGAACAAAAAGCUUGGCGUGAAGCGAAGCCUGCUCGGAAGUUGAAUGGCAAGGACGAUCCUUUUCGAAAUGUUAUUUUUGAGGAUGUCAAAGACUUUAUAUGUCGAUUUUUUACGCCAAAAGCACUUCUUGAUCUAAAAUACUGUUUUCUUAACAUCUAUGGCAUCCCAAUUCUUCCACCAGGAGCAAAUAAUGACCAUUUCUUUGUUUCAGAUCCAUGGUUUUCAUCAAGUCUUGACAUUGAGAUUUCGCUUGUUGAACAUUUCGAAAAGGAUCCUAAAAAUGUCAAUUAUUUUGUUUCUUCCUCUAAAGUACUAUCUCCAGGAUUUUUGGAUAUCUAUUUUCCCUGCUCGACUGAUUUACCCGAUUAUUUUCUAAUGGUAUUAAAAGGUUUUUCUGAAAUAGAAAUUCGUCGUUUGAUUACAGUUUUGCAUCAAAUUUUUAUAAAGGUGGAUGAUGAAUACUUUGCUGGGUUGUAUAUAACUGUUUUACAAAAGUUAUGUCAACUAGAUUUUGAAGAGCAAGAAUAUGAAAAGUUUAGCUCUACGAUAAAAGAAAUUUUAAAAAAGUAUGAGAAUUCGAUUUUUGUAUGGAAUUGUUUCGCCCAAACUGAAUUUAUGAAUGGAAAAUUAUCGCUGUGUGAAAAAAUAUACAAAACUGCCUAUCUUAUGCACUCUUCGAAGUUUACUGAUUUAGAGAAUGUAUGGCUUCAUAAAAAUUGGGCAAUGCAAAAGGUCUUUUCUAAUGACGAAAAUGGAUUUUGGAAUGUAUUGUUGCAUUUAUUUCAUGCUGAUCAGUCUUGUAUGAGUACAUCAGACAAGACUGGGUUAACUGAACAAGCCACUAUGCUGUUUGAAGAGGAGCAGGAUAAGAAGAAGGUAGUAAACGUUUCAUUUAUUUAUUUAAUGCUUUCAUUUUUUACAGAGAUGGAGCCCAUUCAUUAUACCAUUGAGAAGUGCGUAUUAAAACUGGAGAGUCUGGACGUUGUUACGAAGGAAGACCUAGAAUACUUUUUUACAGUUGGCCUUGCGAUUGCCCUACAUUACGCAAAGGAUCAUAAAAUUUUCAGCGUAUUGAAGAUGAGGCCAAUUUUAGAAAAAGCUGUUGAGCUGUUUCCUAAUAAUAUUAUUCUCUGGCAAAUAUUUUCAUGGUUCGAAUCUAAGCAUCAAUUGCAGUUCCGAGUAAAAAUCAAAGCAUUGGAACUCAUUCAAAUUUAUCAAGAAAAGGCUAUUUAUCCUUCAUAUGUUUUCAUUAUGGAAGAGGCCAAGAUGUCUCUAACAAGAAUGAAAGAUGCACUGGAUAGAGUAUUUUUAAUACGAGGACUCGAUUUUAUUUUAAGUUUUUGGAAGAUUUACCUACACACAGCUUUCUCGAACUCUGAUUCAAGCGAAAUGGAUUGCAUUCUUGGUAUAAGAAAAGCAAUAAGCCAUUGUCCAUUUCGAAAAGAUUUAUACAUGUAUAUUUUCACGUUACUGCAGACCAGAGAAGUCCUUGAUGAAGCUAAGGUAUUCUAUUUAAUGAUGAUCGAGAAGGGUUUCCGUAUACAUAAUGAAGUUGCUUCAACGCUUUUGGAAUCCACAGUAAUGAAACAUUAUCUACAAUUGCCUCAGGAUUCUCGUGUUUUCCUUUCUGACAGGCAUACUAACGACUAAAUAAAAGUCAUUGACUUUUUUCUGGUGUAGUACAAUAUAAUCUCGACUGAUGAGUCCGUAAUAUAUUUUGGUAGUCAACAUAAUGAAGAACUAGAUUUAGCCAGUUGUUAGUGACAAAGGAAUAAAAACACACUUAAAUAUCAUAAACAAAAAUAAAAUAAAAACGCUUUUUA